Mercenaria mercenaria is the source of this 2755-nucleotide messenger RNA. Its product is annotated as septin-7-like. The transcript is spliced from 12 exons. NCBI's taxonomy places the organism in Eukaryota, Metazoa, Mollusca, Bivalvia, Venerida, Veneridae. Gene Ontology annotation, molecular function: molecular adaptor activity; GTPase activity; GTP binding. Bases 651 to 2468 code for a protein of 605 amino acids. Gene Ontology annotation, biological process: cytoskeleton-dependent cytokinesis; cilium assembly. Gene Ontology annotation, cellular component: microtubule cytoskeleton; septin complex; septin ring. The record is from RefSeq and is a predicted model, not a curated record.
UUGUUGAUAUAAUGGAAGAAAAUUGGGUUUUGUCGUCAAGGCUUGAUGGAGUCAGGAUAGUUACCAUGCCACAUCCCAUCUGCUGUUAAUUAGUGAUUCAUUGAUAAUGCUGGAAAUAAACUGACAAAAGUGCACAUGCAGAUAAUUCUGUGUUUGGGUUUUUUUGUGUGUAACUGUCUGUGUUUCCCUUCAGAACUCAGGAGUUUGUAAUCAAAAUUUCUUUGUUGUUAGGGAAUAGGAUUUACACUGUAGAGACUGACGUUGAAAUGGUUAAGUCACAAAAUUUGCUUCAUGGAUUGAAACAUGUGAUGUUAAUAAUGGGACUUUAUGAGUUAGGGUUUAUCUCAGAAAUUUGCUGACUGAUAACCAUCAACCCUCAUCAGGAGUAUGGAGAAGCUUGGAAAAUAUGUGUGUAAAAAUUGCAGUUAAUAUAACACACUGAGAUAUAUCUGUUUAUAAAAUCUCUGCCCAGGAGUAGUAAUUGUACAGAGAGCCAGUCCAUAUGUGCGUGAACUACACGCCAGUGCUGUAUACAGUGAAUGUUUGUGGUUGACUCACUUUAAACCAAGCAACAGGCUUCCUGUGUGUUGGAAAGUGUUUCGUACUGUAUUUCAUUACUCAUAUAGGAUCAUAUUUAUGCAUUGAACAAAAUGGCUGCCACAAAUACAAGUGUUACUGGAGUAGCACAGCCGGUUGGUUCACGAGGUCCAGCUCCACCGCUACCGGAGAAACCACCAUCAGUGGCGGAAAGAACACGAUUGUUACGUUCAAGUUUUCGUAAAGAUGAGGUGGAGAAGCCACGUAUGGACUUAAACAGAUCCAGCCCUCUGUCAGAGGUAACAAGGUCAGCAGGAUCAUCAGUCUCAAGUUUAAAUUCUCACACAAACGGAGAUCGUGAAGAAUCUCCACCAACUUUUGUUAAUGGAGUUUCGCCAAAUAAUGUGCCUGUUAAACCGACAGUGCCACAAACAGUGUCAGCAACAGUGCCUACCAUGGAUAAUAGAGACGCAGAAAAAGAGGCAGAAAAACAAGCUGCUUUAAGUGCUGCUAAGCGUGAGGCCUUCUUUAAAGGAACAGAGUUACCUGCCCCUACACCAAAAUUUGACCCUAAUGCGCGUUUCACAUCGGAUCGUCCAGAACGCAGUGAAAGAAGUAGAGAACCAGUAGCAAGAGAACCAGUCAGAAACAUGGAACCGGAUAAAGAGAAAGAACGUGACAAAAAAUAUGGUGACAGUACAAAAGAAUUGGAUGGUUAUGUCGGAUUUGCAAACUUACCUAAUCAAGUGUACAGAAAGAGUGUAAAACGAGGAUUUGAUUUCACGCUUAUGGUAGUAGGUGAAUCUGGUUUGGGUAAAUCUACAUUGAUUAACUCACUCUUCCUCACAGACCUCUACUCUGGAGAGUAUCCAGGACCUUCAAACAGAAUACAGAAAACUGUCAAGGUUGAUAAAACCAAUGUGACAUUAAAAGAAAAUGGUGUUCAAUUGAGACUGACUGUUGUAGAUACACCAGGGUUUGGUGAUGCUGUAGAUAAUAGUAACUGUUGGCAGCCUGUUAUAGACUUUAUAGACUGUAAAUAUGAAGAAUAUUUAGGAAACGAGUCCAAAGUAGUGAGGACAACAACAGCGGAUACGAGAGUACAUUGUUGUUUGUAUUUCAUAGCACCAACGGGUCAUGGGUUAAAGCCAUUAGAUGUAGAGUUCAUGAGACGAUUACAUGACAAAGUGAACAUUAUUCCAUUAAUAGCUAAAGCUGACACACAAACACCUGAUGAAUGUAGGGAAUUUAAAAAGACUAUUUUAAAUGAAAUAGCACAACAUAAGAUAAAGAUAUAUGAAUUUCCUGAAUGUGAUGAUGAAGAAGAAAAUAAAAUACAGAAAAAGUUACGGGAUCGAGUCCCUUUCGCAGUUGUAGGUAGUAACACAGUAACGGAGGUUGGUGGUAAACGUGUACGAGGGAGACAGUAUCCAUGGGGUAUCGUAGAAGUAGAAAACCUAGAACAUAACGACUUCCUUGCUCUCAGGAAUAUGCUUAUCAGGACACACAUGCAGGACCUGAAGGAUGUUACUAACAAUGUACAUUACGAGAACUACAGAUACAAUAAACUGGCACCAGCUAACACUGACGGCAAAAUAAAGCCUGGAUCUCUCACUAAGGAUCCACUGACACAGAUGGCUGAGGAGAAACGAGAACAUGAUACCAAGAUGAAGAAAAUGGAAGCUGAAAUGGAACAGGUGUUUGAGAUGAAAGUCAAAGAAAAGAAACAGAAACUCAAGGACUCUGAAGCAGAUUUACAAAAGAGACAAGAGCAGAUGAAGAAAAGCUUAGAGCAGCAACAGAAGGAGAUUGAUGAUAAAUGGAAGACAUUUGAGAAAGAAAAACAAACGUGGGAGGAGUCAACAGGUUAUAGCAACUCACUUGAAAAUGUCAAGGAUGCCCACAAGAAACAGAAGAAGGGACUAUUUUGAACAUCAACUGAAUGGUUGCUAUGGGAACAAACACAAUGCUACAACAGAGUGCUUAAGAACUUCUUUAAUUAAAAGCAAUAUUAUUUGUUCAAAGGAAAUAUACCAAUCUGAAAAUUGUCAAGAGUCAAGAUGUGUGUUGUGGCCUUAGUGCCUUUAUGAAGUUUAUCGUUCCAAACCUUCUUUAAAAUUACCAGAAUAUAAGACAUAUCGUUAAUAAAUGAAUUCUUUGAACCUCUCAUUAGAAAAAAAUUCCUGUUUUGACUCACUUAGUAAGUAUAUGAUAAUCU